Molecule: messenger RNA, 657 nt
Organism: Capsicum annuum
Lineage: Eukaryota; Viridiplantae; Streptophyta; Magnoliopsida; Solanales; Solanaceae
Exons: 2
Coding region: 1-657 (218 amino acids)
Source: RefSeq, a predicted model, not a curated record
AUGGAAUAUGGUUACAAGGCAAGAGUGCAGCAACAAUGGAGGUUGAAUUUGGUGAUGAAGGAAGUAGUACGAAAAGAAGUCAUCAAGUGGCUUGAUGCUGGGAUUGUCUACCCUAUUUCUAACAGCAAGUGGGUCAUCCCUAUGCAUUGCAUCCCAAAGAAAAGUGGGAUAAAUGUGGUGACUAAUGAAGCUAAUGAGAUGAUUCCCAUUUGCAUGGAAACAGGCACUAAGGUAAUUGUUCACACAGACCAUGCUGCCAUCAAAUACUUGUUCAACAAAAAAGUUGCAAAUCCUCGGUUGAUUAGGUGGAUUCUAUUGCUUCAAGAAUUUGACCUAGAGGUGCAUGAUCGAAAAGGAGCAGAGAAUCAAGCAGCAGACUAUUUGUCCAGUCUAGAGAAUCAUGACCAUAUUGUUGAUGAUACACUAUGCAUUUGGGAAGAGUUUCUGGAUGAGAAAUUGUUGGCUCUAGAUGUAUGUGAAUUUUCUUGGUAUGCAGACACCUUGAAUUUAUUAGUGUGUGGUGUGUACCUUCUAGAAGCCACCGUUCAACAGAUAAAGAAGCUACUAUAUUAUUCACGUGCAAACAUAUGGGAUGACCCCUUUCUGUUCAAACAAGGUCCUGAUGGAAUUGUGCGUAGAUAUAUGUCAAAAACUUAA